AUGCCUUCUCUACCAGACCAUGCCUUCACCAUUACGGGCGGCUGCAACUGCAGCGCCAUCCGCUACAAACUAUCUGUGCCGGCACUCGCGGACCGGCCCCCGACGCACAUGAAGAUUCACCUCUUCCUCCCGCCCGAGCAGGCGCACAAGGACUGGCGCCUCCCGACCGUCGCCGUGUGCCACUGCGCCAGCUGCCGCCGCGGCUUCGGGAGCGUGGUGCCGGCGAUGAUGCAGUGUCCCGCGUACAUGCUCUCCGUCUCGGCUCUCCCUGUAGAGUCGACCGAGAAGACGGAGGACGUUGGGACGGGAGGGUUUUCUGCGCUGACGCCGCGCAAGUCGGCCGGGGACUUGGAUGACCAGCGGCAAGCCGAGUUCCGUCCGGCGGCCGAAGUGUUCAAACCCGGCCCCCAAUCCGGGAACACGUGGGUCAGGUUCUAUCACGCCUCCGGGUGCCUGCCGGACGCGGCGCGGGUGUUUUGCGGGCGGUGCGGGGUGCACUUUGGGAAGGCCUACCGGAUCACGGAGGAGCUGUUAAGAUUCAUGGACAAGCCGGCAGGCGGGUGGGACGAGGUGGUGAACGUCAACAUCGCGACUGUGGACGACGGGUUGCUGGAGCAGGAGUGGAUGGAGCCGGCAGCGCAAGCUUUCGGGUCGUUGUGGGGUGUUCCAUGGGUUGUGAAGACGGUGAAGAUGGGCGGGGAUGAGGGCCAAGCUUGA
Colletotrichum spaethianum is the source of this 717-nucleotide messenger RNA. RefSeq lists its product as uncharacterized. Lineage: Eukaryota; Fungi; Ascomycota; Sordariomycetes; Glomerellales; Glomerellaceae. The transcript has a single exon. Bases 1 to 717 code for a protein of 238 amino acids. The record is from RefSeq and is a predicted model, not a curated record.